AUGGCUGAUCAACAGGCACAGAUAAGUAAUGCCAUUAAGGCCAUCAAUAAACGUAAUACCAAUGAAACUCAGUCAUUCACAUAUACCUUGGAUUCAGGAGAAGUUUAUAAUACCAAGGAUCGAGCUAUUGAGGAUGUAAAACCACCAGCAACUUUCCACCCUCAAGACGAUGAAGUAUUCUUACCUUCAGGAUUACCCAAUUGUGAGUUCUUAAAGACCCAUUUCUUCAACGAAGGAAGAUUAAGACAACACCAGGCUAUCAGGAUUUUGCACGAAGCCACGAAAUUAUUGUCCAGUGAACCAAAUUUGUUGGAAGUUCCUGCUCCCAUAACUGUUUGUGGAGAUAUUCAUGGUCAAUAUUAUGAUUUGAUUAAAUUAUUUGAAGUUGGUGGAGAUCCUAGUACCACCUCAUACCUUUUCUUAGGAGAUUAUGUCGAUAGAGGUUCAUUUUCUAUCGAAUGUCUCUUAUACCUUUAUUCCCUCAAAUUGACAUACCCGGAUAAAGUGUUUAUGUUAAGAGGUAAUCAUGAAUGUAAGCACUUGACUGAAUAUUUUACUUUCAAGAAUGAGUGUCUCCACAAAUACAAUGAAGAAUUGUAUGAAAAAAGUUUGGCUUCUUUCAAUGCUUUACCUUUAGCUGCUAUCAUGAACAAACAGUUUUUCUGUGUCCAUGGAGGUUUAUCACCAGAACUUAAGAGUUUGAAUGAUUUAGUUAAGUUGAAUAGAUUCAGAGAACCUCCAACUAAAGGGUUGAUGUGUGAUUUGUUAUGGGCAGAUCCUAUUGAAGAUUAUGAUGAUGACAAUAUCGAUCAAACAUUUAUGAAAAAUAGUGUCAGAGGAUGUUCUUAUGCUUUUACUUAUAAAGCUUCAUGUCAGUUCUUGGAACGUACAGGUCUUCUAUCUAUCAUCAGAGCCCAUGAAGCUCAAGAUGCUGGGUAUAGAAUGUAUAAGAGAACAAAAACCAUGGGAUUUCCUUCAUUAUUAACGAUGUUCUCAGCUCCUAACUAUUUGGACAACUAUAACAACAAAGCAGCUAUUUUGAAGUAUGAGAAUAAUGUUAUGAACAUCAGACAAUUCAAUGCAUCUCCUCAUCCUUAUUGGCUACCUCAUUUCAUGGAUGUGUUCACUUGGAGUUUACCAUUCGUUGGAGAAAAGAUCACUGAUAUGUUAGUAUCAAUCUUAAACGUUUGUACUGAAGAAGAAUUAAGUGAAGAGAAAGAUGACAACUUCAGUUAUGAAGUAUCGCAACCUUCAUCUCCUGUUGACAUGAGAGCUCCAGCUUCUUUGAGUGAUCAUGUUGAAGAAGAUACUUAUGAGGCUAGAAAACAAGCAUUACGUAAUAAGGUCAUUGCCAUUGGAAGGGUUUCUAGAAUGUAUCAAAUUUUAAGACAAGAAACUGAUGAUGUUGCCAGAUUGAAGGAGUUGAACGAUGGUCAAUUACCCAAAGGUUCAUUAUUGAAUGGACCUCAAGGAUUGAAAUCAGCUAUCAACAAUUUUGAAGAUGCCAAGAAGGCUGAUAGGGCUAAUGAGAAAUUACCACCAACUAAAGAAGAACAAUUAAGGCAAGAGAGUGAAAGACAACAACAAAUUAAAAGAGAAAUCAAUAAUAAUAGUUCUCCGGUAUUUCAAAACUUAAUAAGGAAGUUAUCACAUUAA
Molecule: messenger RNA, 1656 nt
Organism: Yamadazyma jaroonii
Lineage: Eukaryota; Fungi; Ascomycota; Pichiomycetes; Serinales; Debaryomycetaceae
Source: the annotation of a GenBank genome assembly